Molecule: messenger RNA, 1247 nt
Organism: Trichomycterus rosablanca
Lineage: Eukaryota; Metazoa; Chordata; Actinopteri; Siluriformes; Trichomycteridae
Product: GTP-binding protein REM 2-like
Exons: 5
Coding region: 73-933 (286 amino acids)
Cellular component (GO): plasma membrane
Molecular function (GO): calcium channel regulator activity; GTPase activity; GTP binding
Source: RefSeq, a predicted model, not a curated record
AGCGACACACAGCUGAGCUACAUCCGCGCGAGCUGCGUCACCUGAUGGGCGUGAGGAGGACAGUGUCUGAGCAUGACUUUAUCCAGCGCCCCACCACUUCGCAGAGGAAGUACCCCAGUUCCAUUCAAACACCAGCUCCGUAGGGAGGAAGCGGUCAAUGAUGACUGUGAUUGGACACCAGGAAUUGCAGUAAAAGGAGGAACGUCGCCUCCUCCGGUUAGCUUUCUACCAGCAAAGGAUGAGUUUGUGAGCGUUGAUGUAGAGGAGAAACAAGAAGGACCUCUUAGGAUUGUUCUGCUGGGCCAGAAUGGAGUGGGCAAAACAUCGCUUGCUAUCGCCCUCUCAGAGGAAAUGGACCGAACUGCAUCUGUGGACUCAGAUGGAGAGGGCUACAUUCGCACAGUCACCGUAGACAAUGAGGAGAGCACCGUCGUUAUCUUUGACAACUGGAGACAGGAUUUGGCCACGCUGGCGUGUGAAGUAUGUGUGUUGGUGUUUUCAGUUACAGACAGACGCAGUUUUCAUCGCACGGCUCAACUGCGCCUCCUCCUCAGGGAAAACCAACCGCAAACUCCCAUCAUCCUCGUAGGCAACAAGAGUGACCUCGUCCGUUCCCGAGAGGUCAGCACAGAGGAGGCUCAGUCCAAUGCUGCUCUAUAUGAGUCUCCAUACGUGGAGCUGUCUGCAUCUCUGGACCACGGCACCUCUGAACUACUGGAGCUGGCAGUGCGGGCCGCACGUGGAGAAAACCUAGGGUCCCUGAUGGCCUGUGGGAGCGAGGGGGCUACAGGAGUUCGCAGUGAAAGCAUGACCACACGAGCUAAGCGGUUCCUCGCCAACCUUGUUCCACGCUAUCCUCGAGAGAAGGAGCGUGACGGUGGCAGGUUCUUUAGGCAGAAAUCUCGCUCCUGUCACGAUCUAGGAGCUCUGUAAGCCAUCAGCUGGGAGAGAGGGGCAAAUAUAGAAUACAGGGUGAUACAGAGAGGGAAAGGGAAAUUGGAGGAAGGUUUAUUUUAUGGAAAGUGGUGGAUUUAUUGUUGAAAAAUCGGGUUUUAAAGCCAUGUAAGGAAAACUGAAGAAAUGGACAAACAUAGCCUUUAUUGACACAUUGGACAAUUUUAAUAGCAUUAGAGCUAAAGCUGUGCAUCACUGUACACUCUGUCUGUACAUUCUGUUUGUUCUAUGGUACUGUGGUUUGCAUGCUACAUUUAAAAAAUGUUAGUUUUUUAAAUUGUUCGAGUAAACCA